This is a messenger RNA of Puntigrus tetrazona (Sumatra barb), 1242 nucleotides long. Its product is annotated as histone H3. The coding region runs from base 239 to 649 and encodes 136 amino acids. The transcript has a single exon. Gene Ontology annotation, cellular component: nucleosome. Gene Ontology annotation, molecular function: DNA binding; protein heterodimerization activity; structural constituent of chromatin. Lineage: Eukaryota; Metazoa; Chordata; Actinopteri; Cypriniformes; Cyprinidae. The record is from RefSeq and is a predicted model, not a curated record.
UCUUUCAAUAAGCCUUCCAGGAAAACAAAAACAGGACGCUGAAUAGAGAUCAUUUGAGCGGGAAACGCAGGAUACCGCGGCUCUUUCGAAAACAGGAAACACACUAUCAUUGGACACGUCACGCUGCGAUGUAAACACAAUAGCCAAUCAAAUACCGCUGGUGAAGCACCGCCCAGUGUGUCAGGAAAGUUUAAAAGCUGCUGCUACAACUGAACGAAAUUAUUCUGAGAACAAGAAGAUGGCAAGAACCAAGCAGACCGCUCGUAAGUCCACCGGUGGUAAAGCCCCGAGGAAGCAGCUCGCCACCAAAGCCGCCCGUAAGAGCGCUCCGGCUACCGGCGGAGUCAAGAAGCCUCAUCGUUACAGGCCCGGCACCGUGGCUCUGAGAGAGAUCCGUCGCUAUCAGAAGUCCACCGAGCUGCUGAUCCGCAAGCUGCCCUUCCAGCGUCUGGUGCGAGAAAUCGCUCAGGACUUCAAGACGGACCUGCGCUUCCAGAGCUCCGCUGUCAUGGCCCUGCAGGAGGCCAGCGAGGCUUAUUUGGUCGGUCUGUUUGAGGACACCAACCUGUGCGCCAUCCACGCCAAGAGAGUCACCAUCAUGCCCAAAGACAUCCAGCUGGCCCGCCGCAUCCGUGGAGAGCGCGCUUAGACUCAACGCUUCAUCUGAAACACAAAGGCUCUUUUAAGAGCCACUCAACUAUUCACUUUAAGAGCUUCGUUGUUUCAAUGUCGUAGACGUGUUGUUAGAAAUGGGGGUGAAAAUUGCAAUAACGACGCCGUUCAGACAUUCUCGCCACAAAAUAUAAAAACGAGCGAGUGAAACUUCACAAAAAACAUGAAUCCGAUUCACCUAAAAAAGAAACUGCUCACCAUGAUCAAUUGCUACCAUCUAGAGGCCAGAAGUCAGAAAAGCCUAAUUUGAACAUUUAUUUAAUUUUGGAUAAAUUGUGUUUGUUGCAAGUUAAGGUCUUUUUUUUUUUUUUUUUUUUAAGUAAUCUACGUUUUAACCCAUAAAUUCUGUUGUCAACGUGUUUUUAAAAUUGUGAAUAAAUAUCUUUACCAUCUAAAACUAGUAUUAGAUGGUCGUUUUUCUACCUACUUUUAUUCUUCUUUUUAUUAUUAUCAUUAAACAAUUAUAACAUCUGGACUUGUGACAGCACCGAUAUGUUGUUCUGUUUGUUUCUGUUGUCUAUCUAAUGCGUUUAUUUGUUUUAUGGAGUGGUCACUGAUAUAUCGGGUGUA